Suillus paluster is the source of this 1872-nucleotide messenger RNA. RefSeq names its product GWT1-domain-containing protein. Gene Ontology annotation, biological process: GPI anchor biosynthetic process; protein localization to plasma membrane. Bases 177 to 1706 code for a protein of 509 amino acids. Gene Ontology annotation, molecular function: glucosaminyl-phosphatidylinositol O-acyltransferase activity. The record is from RefSeq and is a predicted model, not a curated record. Gene Ontology annotation, cellular component: endoplasmic reticulum; membrane. The transcript has 9 exons. Lineage: Eukaryota; Fungi; Basidiomycota; Agaricomycetes; Boletales; Suillaceae.
ACACUUGCAAUACGUCGUUGGUACACAUCAUUAAUAUUGCCAGGCUCAAGUACCGCUUGACUCUUGUCCCUGAGACCUUCCUUACACCUGCACCUUGUCAUACUAUUACGACGCAUUACAUGUUGUUGCAGACGACAUCAAUUAGUAACUGACCAUACUUAUUCUUGUAGAUCACGAUGAACGGUGACUACAAGGCCUCGAAGGAGGCUUUCGUCUCUGGAAUGACUGGCUCGACAGUUUUUCAUGUAAACAUGAUAAGCGGCGUUGCAUUGUCCUCGAUCGCCCUUCAUUCGGCUCUGCGUUCGCGUGUGCAAGCGUUCGGGUCCGCAUACUUUUUGGCAGAGUUUAUGAUACUUGUGAUACCUCUGUUGUUGUCUAUGACCUUAUUUGCGGAAGCUCCUGGCGCACUAUCUCUCCUACUACUCGUACCGAUGCUUGUAUUGCUCCUUCUCCCCCCUCUUGAAAUAGGCACGCCUUUGCCAGCUGAAAGUCGAGACGAGCUGGUGUCUCCAGGUGGAAGAAGUCGAGCAGAGACUCCGCCAAAGCCCUUGUCUCAGUCCCUCAGGCCCUUACCUGCUCUGACCACUUACCGUGCUCACAUGAUGUUAAUGACGAUCCUUUCCAUCAUUGCUGUCGAUUUUCCGGUGUUCCCCCGUUUCCUAGCAAAGUGUGAGACAUAUGGUGUUUCUUUGAUGGACAUCGGCGCGUUAGUGUCUGCGAUUCCAAUCAUCAAAGACAUAUCUUACCUCCAGGCCCCGAUCAUUCCUAAACUGAAGUUCGUCUCCCGUAAGACGAUACCCAUCAUUGUGUUAGGCGUUCUUCGUGUCGUGCUUGUGAAAGGCACUGAAUACCCUGAACAUGUGACAGAGUACGGGGUACACUGGAAUUUCUUCCUCACCCUUGCCCUUUUGCCUAUCAUCGAGGUCUUAAUACAUCCUGUUAUUUUGCAUAUCCCCGUCGCUCUGCUGGGUCUUUGGAUUGGAGUUUUGCAUCAAUUCGCACUGUCAUCCGGAGGAAUGAAGGAUUUUCUGCUCAACGCCCCACGGAGCAAUAUUAUUUUUGCGAACAAAGAAGGAUUGCUCUCCUUGCUAGGCUAUGUGUCAAUCCAUAUACUCGGCCUUUCCUUAGGAACCGUCGUACUUCCUCCUUCCCCUUCGUUUUUCCGGAAGCAGCAGCAGCUCUUACUCGACGGGCCAUCCUCUCACCGACCAAGCAAACUUGAUGCUUCAGCACCCAGACAGAACGCAAAGAUCGUCAUUGAGUUAUUGUCGUAUUCAGUGGUGUGGUGGAUGCUUUUGGCCUUCACGAGGCUAGGACUAGAUGUUUCGAGAAGGAUGGCAAACAUCUCAUAUAUCCUUUGGGUCGCAGCUUUCAACACGUCUUUCAUCCUUGGCUACAUUUUACUCGACAUGGUGUUUUUUCCCACCAGAACGUCGAAGAUACGAGAUCCAACUGAUCCUUCAGGCAAACGGCUCCUCAUCGAGGAAAAAGGACCGAAAGGUUGUGCACCUGCGCUGUUGGACGCUAUCAACAAGAAUGCAUUGAUCAUGUUCUUGCUGGCAAAUGCAGCCACUGGUUUGAUUAACCUCAAUAUCCAGACUAUGUUCGUGGGUAAUACGAAAGCGAUGGGAAUACUGUGUGCGUACUCUAUGGGCAUGUGUGUUUUUGCAUGGCUUUGUAGAAGGAAGCGGAUAUGGAAGAUAUGAGGUCCCAAAAUAUCUCAAAUACCCAUACACUUCCCAGUAUUCUUGCAGUUGAACCUACCAAGCUCCACCACAGUGGAUGGCACUAUCGCGAGACAUUGGCCGAGUUCUUCCGCUGUCUUAGUAUUCGGUCCAUAUCAACAACAGGCAUCAUUUGGGUAUCAUCACA